This is a messenger RNA of Molossus molossus (Pallas's mastiff bat), 1258 nucleotides long. It is a transcript of the gene GALR3, whose product is annotated as galanin receptor 3. Gene Ontology annotation, cellular component: membrane. Gene Ontology annotation, biological process: negative regulation of adenylate cyclase activity; adenylate cyclase-modulating G protein-coupled receptor signaling pathway; neuropeptide signaling pathway. Lineage: Eukaryota; Metazoa; Chordata; Mammalia; Chiroptera; Molossidae. Gene Ontology annotation, molecular function: galanin receptor activity. The transcript is spliced from 2 exons. Bases 152 to 1258 code for a protein of 368 amino acids. The record is from RefSeq and is a predicted model, not a curated record.
UUGGUGGUAACUUUUGGCUCUGCCCCCCACUCCUAGCCCAGGAGAUCUAGCCAGGCUGAGGAAACGAGGCCCCUGGGUCAAGUGACCAGAGCUGGGAGCCCCUGCCUGAGAACUCCAGCUUCUCUUCCCUAGGCGAUCAUCUGUUGGAGAGAUGGCUGAUGCCCAGAACAUUUCACUAGACAGCCCAGGGAGUGUGGGGACUGUGGCAGUGCCUGUGAUCUUUGCCCUCAUCUUCCUGCUGGGCACAGUGGGCAAUGGGCUAGUGCUGGCGGUGCUGCUGCAGCCUGGCCCGAGUGCAUGGCAGGAGCCAGGCAGCACUACGGAUCUGUUCAUUCUCAACCUGGCGGUGGCGGACCUCUGCUUCAUCCUGUGCUGCGUGCCUUUCCAGGCCACCAUCUACACGCUGGAUGCCUGGCUCUUUGGGGCCCUUGUGUGUAAGGCUGUGCACCUGCUCAUCUACCUCACCAUGUAUGCCAGCAGCUUCACGCUGGCCGCAGUCUCAGUGGACAGGUACCUGGCCGUGCGCCACCCACUGCGCUCGCGGGCCCUGCGCACCCCGCGCAACGCCCGCGCGGCCGUGGGCCUGGUGUGGCUGCUGGCCGCGCUCCUGUCGGCGCCCUACCUCAGCUACUACGGCACGGUGCGCUACGGCGCGCUCGAGCUCUGCGUGCCCGCCUGGGAGGACGCGCGCCGGCGCGCCCUCGACGUGGCCACCUUCGCCGCGGGCUACCUGCUGCCGGCGGCCGUGGUGAGCCUGGCCUACGCGCGCACGCUGCGCUCCCUGUGGGCGGCCGUGGGCCCCGCGGGCGCGGCGGCAGAGGCCCGGCGCAGGGCCACGGGCCGGGCGGGGCGCGCCAUGCUGGCGGUGGCGGCGCUCUACGCGCUCUGCUGGGGCCCGCACCACGCGCUCAUCCUCUGCUUCUGGUACGGCCGCUUCGCCUUCAGCCCGGCCACCUACGCCUGCCGCCUGGCCUCGCACUGCCUCGCCUACGCCAACUCCUGCCUCAACCCGCUGGUCUACGCGCUCGCCUCGCGCCACUUCCGCGCGCGCCUCCACCGCCUGUGGCCCUGUGGCCGCCGCCGCCGCCGCGCCCUCCGCCGCGUCCGCCCGGCGUCCUCGGGUCCUGGGGGCUGCCCCGGGGACGCCCGGCCGCGCGGGAGGUUGCCGGUGGGUGGCGGCUGGGGCGGGGAGCCCCGGGAGGCGGCUGCCCGCGGCGGGGAGCCUGCCCCAGCCCUGUCAGCCGCAGGACCGGAAUAA